Molecule: messenger RNA, 567 nt
Organism: Colletotrichum destructivum
Lineage: Eukaryota; Fungi; Ascomycota; Sordariomycetes; Glomerellales; Glomerellaceae
Exons: 2
Coding region: 1-567 (188 amino acids)
Source: RefSeq, a predicted model, not a curated record
AUGUUCUGCACUUGCGACCGAAGUUUAGGGUCGUGUCUUCCUCAUGAACUUCUUGAGUACGUUGCCGCAGGUUUCCCAAGUAACUUCAAAGACAUGGAAUCUCCCCUCAAUCAAAGCUCUCCAACCUUGGACGACUCAGCUGCACGGCUCUUCAACACGUCGUUUAUUGACGAAAACGAGCUCCAUAAGCUAGUAGAAGCCGUCCAAAUCAAGCAAGAACGUCCACGGAAAAGGGCACGCGUCAACAGUUCCAAUAGCAACCCCGCUACGCCCGACGAUGGCUUUACAGCGCCAGACACGCCAGACAUACACACGAGGCGCAUAGACCUUUGGCCAGAAGUAGAUGUGGUAAUCAGGGUAACCGCGGGAGUUGACGCUGUAUCUGGUCUCGCGCAGGAAGUCGUGCAGGAGGUUGCAAAAAAUCAGUGGCCCGUCACCAUUUCUAUGAAGUUCGACGGCAGUGAUGAAGCAGUGUUCAUUGCGCGUAUCUCGCCUCAACAUGGGUAUGCCAUCCAGGAGAUAACGAGGUUACUCGAGAGAUUCUGCCGCAACACUGAGAGGGCAUGA